Molecule: messenger RNA, 1428 nt
Organism: Capsicum annuum
Lineage: Eukaryota; Viridiplantae; Streptophyta; Magnoliopsida; Solanales; Solanaceae
Exons: 6
Coding region: 1-1428 (475 amino acids)
Source: RefSeq, a predicted model, not a curated record
AUGGAUUACGACAAAGCCAAUAGUGAAAUAGUGUUUGAUAAAGCCACUAUUUCUAUAAUGUGUAUCGAGUGUAGUGAAUAUGAUUUGGUUGCAUUAACAGUUGUUGAAACGGAUAAUCAGUAUGCUCUAUAUGUGCCUGAAAUGAAAGUUAAAAACUUCAUUACUGAUUGUAAGAAUACUGAAAUAAUGGUGAGUCAGAUAUACAAAGAUAAGGAAACUCUUGUUUCAGUAAUGGCUAGACACGCAAUAGCGAAUGGAUUCAACACAAAAGCGAAACGAUCCAAUAAAAAAAGCUAUGUACUCAUUUGUUGUAACGAAGAUUGCCAGUGGGUCAUGAAGGCCUCUUGUAUGAAUGAAUCAGAAUUGUUUGUGAUUAAAACAUUUGUUUCGGAGCAUAGUUGCAGUCUUAGGGACCGAGUGCUGAAUAAUGUGGUUGCGACAAGUAAUUUUGUGAGUGAAUUUACUGCCCCAAAAUUAAUCAAUCACAAAAGAAUACACACCCCCGCGGACAUUAUCGAAGAGAUGAAAGCUGUUUACGGAGUUGACAUUAACUACACAAAAGCAUGGCGUGCAAAAAAAAAAGCGAUUGCGAUGCUUAGAGGUGGACCAGUAGAUAGAUACAGAAAAAUGCCCUGUUAUAUAUAUAUGUUGAACCAAGUGUAUCCCCAAUUGCACAUUCGAAUGCAUAAGGUAGCGGAUAACGAGUUUAAAUACUUAUUUAUUGCAUUGCGCCCGAUGAUUAGGGGUUUUAAAUUUUGUAAAACUGUUGUUGUUGUUGUUGACGGGGUACAUUUAAGUGGUCCAUAUAAAGGAACAUUUGUAUCGGCAAGCACAUUAGAUGGUGCAGGUUAUAUUCUACCAUUAGCUUACGGUGUUGUUGAUUCAGAGAAUGACAACGAGUGGAUUUGUUUUUUUCAAAAGUUUCGAGAGGCAUUUGGUGAAACAGACAACAUGAAAAUCAAAGAUAGACUUAGUAACCUUUAUUAUUCCAUGGCUAAAUCUUAUAACAAAGAAGAUUUUGAAUAUAUUAUGUCAAAGGUUGCUAAGAUUGAUCAAAGAGUUAAGAAAUAUCUGGAGGAAGCUGGGUAUGAAAAAUGGGCUCAGUGUCACUGUCCUGUAAAUGGAGGUAGAAUAAUGACUUCAAAUAUAGCCGAAUAUAUUAACGGUUGUUUGGUUGAGGCUAGAAAACUUCCUAUUCUAGGUUUCCUAGAAGAAGUUAGAAUAUUAUUUGCUGCAUGGAAUUGUAAGAAAAACGAAAUUGCAUCGUACACAAAUACAACUCUUGGCAGAAAAUUUGAAGAUAUUCUAACUCAUAAUGGUGUUAAAUCUUUGCGGAUAACAGUUAAACCAGCAGGAAGUUAUCUUUAUUGUUCUUAUGAUUCGGGACGGAGGUACAUUAUAGAUAUUGAGCGUGGCACGUACAAUUGA